CACGUGAUUUAAGGAUAAGAGAAUAGAAAACAAACUGUGUUGUGAUUUGCUGUGAGCCUGCAAAUGUCAUCAGCCUCUCCGCUCGUGAAUGGCAAAGAGGGCGCUAGGGGCAUGGAUGUGGGCAUCCACUCAGUUAACAAGUCUGAACGAUGCGGCAGACAACACAAGGUGGGAGAGGUUUGUGAAGAUGGCCGUGAUGAUGACAAGACCGAUGCCAAGGCCACAAAUAAGAUGAAGAGUCCAGCAGCUGGUGGCAAAGUGGGCAGCGAUGGUGUGAGCAGUCAACAAGAGUUGGCUAAUUCUUUCACCAGUGACGGAAAUGAGGACAGUGUGUUUGGAAAAUAUCUUCUGGGAAUCGAUGGGGAAGGAGGAGGGCUUAUUAAUGACAACCAGAGAAGCAACUGCUGCUCUGAGAGUGACAUUCCAAUGUAUGGCUUCUCUGAUGACAAUGAGGGCAUCGUUAGCAGCAGCGGAACUGGAAAUGGUAGCAGUGUCAACAGAAAUCGAGGUAAGAAGAAUGUAACAGGAGGAGAGAAUGGAGAUGAGCAAGUUGAUACAGGGAAAAAGGAGGAGGAGGAGGAGGGGGAAGGUGAAGAUAAGGGAUGGGGAUGGGGUAUGGGGGAAAGGGAUAAGUCUCAUGGAAGGCAAUACGAGUUUGCAGAAGGAAUUACAUGGUCAAAAUUGCUGCAGAGGCAGACCUCCAGGCUAACAAGUGGGGCCUGACAGGUAUUGAUAAUGUUCUCGUUUUGUCACAAUUUCUGUGAAAACUUUGUGUCUCUUUUCUUUUUUUUUUUGGGAGUUCAAGAAUUCGAGUUCCAUAAAACAGUGUCAAGUCUCAGUUGCACUACAGGGUUUGGGUCCUCGAAAAAGCCAAAAAGUUUUAUCACAGUCAUUUGAGAAUGUUCUCAAUCUUAAAAAUGAAUCCAAAAAUUUUGCAAGGAAAAUGAGCGAGAGCGAUAGACGUAAAACCAAAUUGCAACAUCACAUUGAAGACCAGAUAGUCGUGUGCCAAGCAGAAACAAGAAUGCACUGAGAUACAAGCCAAUAAAAGCAAGGCAAUGAA
Molecule: messenger RNA, 1063 nt
Organism: Chara braunii
Lineage: Eukaryota; Viridiplantae; Streptophyta; Charophyceae; Charales; Characeae
Source: the annotation of a GenBank genome assembly